GGAGAGACUGGCUCCAGAGCCCAUUAGGUUACUCUGGGGCAAACGGCUUUAUCUCAGUGGCUGUGGAGAUCUGGGGAGGGCGAGAGGGCGGUCACACCUGGGUGCCCGAGCAGGAGUUCCCAGGGCAGGGUCUCAGGAAGGACAGGCGCAGAGCCAUGACUCAGACUGGCCAGGUCAGGGCUUUUUCUACUUCCCCCGUGGUCCUCAGUUUCAUCAGACUAGAUAAAGUCCCGUCAGACCUAACCAAUGUCCUCCAGCUCCGCUGCCAAUGACUAACAACUCUUACUGGUCCGUGGUUAACUCGGGAAACUCGGGCCCUUUAAAAUGUGUGUAUGUGUAGGGGGGGAUUAGUCAGGUGACUGUCAUCACGUGACGAACACGCUGUUCGGGAUAUACUUUCCCAGGUCUCCAGGCUGGAGACGCCCUAUGAUGAGCCUGAACCUUGAGUUGCGAUUGGCCGGGUGCUGGCAGGAGGGGCCGGCCCCUCUGGGAAAGGCGGAAGUGGGUAAAGCUUCGGGAGGCCAAGGCCAAGUGUGGGGGUCGCGGCCCAUCAGGGUUCCGGGAAUCAGCAUGAGCGGCCUGGGCAGGCUCUUUGGCAGGGCAGGGAAGAAGGAGGAGGCCCCAAGCCCUGAAAAGGCAAUUCAGAAAUUGCGAGACACAGAGAAGAUACUGAUCAAGAAGCAGGAGUUUUUAGAACAAAAGAUUCAGCAGGAACUUCAAACGGCUAAGAAGCAUGGGACCAAGAACAAGAGAGCUGCCUUGCAGGCACUACGCAGAAAGAAGAGACUGGAACAACAGUUAGCACAGACAGAUGGGACUCUAUCUACCCUGGAAUUACAGCGUGAAGCCAUUGAGAAUGCUACCACCAAUGCUGAAGUGCUUCGAACCAUGGGGCUGGCUGCCCGUGCCAUGAGCAAGGCCCACCAGGACAUGGACAUCAACAAGGUGGAUGAACUGAUGUCUGAUAUCACAGAGCAGCAGGAAAUAGCCCAGCAAAUCUCUGAUGCCAUAUCUCAGCCUAUGGGCUUUGGGGAUGAUGUGGAUGAGGAUGAGCUAUUGGAGGAAUUAGAGGAACUAGAACAGGAGAAAUUGAACCAAGAGCUACUGAAUAUGGGAGAGGAUGAAGAGGCAGCAUUAGACAAGCUGCCUGAUGUCCCCUGUACUCAUUUACCCACCAGUCCAGCUUCCAAGGCUGAUGAGGAAGAAGAACUGAAACAAUUAGUUGAUUGGGUAUCCUGAAGAAUGCUUUGAUGUUCUUGAAACUUCAUCUAAUUCCCUUCCUUUUCCCCCAAGUGCCAACAUACUGAGCUGAAGGGUUUAAACCUCAUGAGGCCCUGGUGAGGUCGUAAUCUGACCUUCCUGAGGGAUUUGAUGUCUCACCUGGCACACCUCUGGAAUGGGGUUAUUUUUUGUUUUGGAGAUUUUGGAAGGUGUGGGGUGGGGAGGAGAGUUCUCAUUGGAAGCUGUUACAAAAGUCCUUACUCUCAAUAAAAUUGGGCAGAUGGACCCCCAUUGUCUGCCAUCUCUUACCAGCCUG
Messenger RNA from Antechinus flavipes (yellow-footed antechinus), 1537 nucleotides. RefSeq names its product charged multivesicular body protein 4A (gene CHMP4A). Lineage: Eukaryota; Metazoa; Chordata; Mammalia; Dasyuromorphia; Dasyuridae. Gene Ontology annotation, biological process: vesicle budding from membrane; late endosome to vacuole transport via multivesicular body sorting pathway. The transcript is spliced from 6 exons. The coding region runs from base 427 to 1239 and encodes 270 amino acids. Gene Ontology annotation, cellular component: multivesicular body; cytoplasmic side of plasma membrane; ESCRT III complex. The record is from RefSeq and is a predicted model, not a curated record.